Molecule: messenger RNA, 665 nt
Organism: Platichthys flesus (European flounder)
Lineage: Eukaryota; Metazoa; Chordata; Actinopteri; Pleuronectiformes; Pleuronectidae
Gene: tmsb4x
Product: thymosin beta 4 X-linked
Exons: 3
Coding region: 160-285 (41 amino acids)
Biological process (GO): regulation of cell migration; actin filament organization
Cellular component (GO): cytoplasm
Molecular function (GO): actin monomer binding
Source: RefSeq, a predicted model, not a curated record
UUCAGAGGCAGGGUUUGGAGGCGGUGGGCGUGGUGUCAUGGGGCUCAUUUGCAUAGUGCUCAGUAUAUAUAGUGCGCAUGAGGCUGGGGACAUUACUCUGCCUUUCGCCUGAUCUGUUCUCUUCACAUCAGUGUGUCUGAAAACCUGAUCCCUGCAAACAUGUCUGACAAAGCCGAUGUCUCAGAAGUCACGAGCUUCGACAAGUCCAAACUGAAGAAGACCCAGACUGAGGAGAAGAACAUUCUGCCAACCAAAGAAAUUAUCGAGCAGGAGAAGUCAGGAUGAAGGCCCGGCCUCCUGCACGCUGUACAUUCCACAAGCCUUACCCUUUAUCAACCUUUCCUAAAUGCAUUCUCAGUUGCAGCACUCUGAUUUGACAAACUGCUGCACAACCACACACACCAAACCUGUCAGUUGCCUAAAAUGUCCCCGUUUACAGUAAGGAAGCGUGAUUCAGUGACGGCAUGGGUUCCUUGUCAUCUGUUUUGCUGUGGCUGAAAGUCGAGGUGUGUUCUGAAACAACUGAGGGACCUGCUCUUUACCACCUGUAGUCCUCUGGCCACCUGUGAAUGCAAACAAAGCAGAUCUCUUUUUUUUUUUACAUAUAAAGAAAAAAUGCCUGGAAUGCACAAGUUUAAAUAUGCAAAAUAAAAAGUGUAAAUUUA